Priapulus caudatus is the source of this 1003-nucleotide messenger RNA. RefSeq names its product radial spoke head protein 9 homolog. Gene Ontology annotation, biological process: axoneme assembly; motile cilium assembly; cilium movement involved in cell motility. The coding region runs from base 117 to 959 and encodes 280 amino acids. The transcript has 5 exons. Gene Ontology annotation, cellular component: axoneme; radial spoke. NCBI's taxonomy places the organism in Eukaryota, Metazoa, Priapulida, Priapulimorpha, Priapulimorphida, Priapulidae. The record is from RefSeq and is a predicted model, not a curated record.
GAUACACACGUAAACAACGCCCAAGUGAAGUAGGGCCUAUCUUGGCGUUUUGUGUUGUGUGAGACUCGUUGGAAUUUUGUUUAGGUGGUGACUGACUGUAAUUUUUUUAACCAUAUAUGAUAUUACAAGAUAAAGGUAAAAUGGAAUCAAGCAGCCUCACACAAGACAUGGAAUUUACCGCUGGCAGCGGAGCCGUCUUGAGUCCAGAACAAAAAGCAUCUCUGCAAAUGUCACUCAUCUUGCUAAAAAACGAAAACAAAUUUCGGGGCUUGUUUUUUUGGGGAAAAAUUAUGGGGCUAUCAGGUGAUUACUACAUUGCACAAGGAAGGUGGCAACAUGCACUUAGUGAUAGAAAACGCUUUUAUAGCAAGGACUGCAUCAAAUGGAACCUUCUCCCUGAGCCCGAUGAAUUAAUGAGAGAGAACAGCCGCCUCAUGGUUGGCCGCUUCACGGGUGACCCUUCUCAUGAGUUUGAGCAUGUAGAAAUUAAGAAAGUGAAUGGACAAGAUGAAGAGUUUUUUACAGCAAUGAAGGAGGAAAAUAGACUAGCAUCAGUAAUAGCAGACAUUGAUGAUGAUGCUGCAAUCAUUCCUCGAGGAGCAUACCUCAGAACCCCACAAGGGAUAGUAAAGCCUAACAAAAGCUUUGAAGGGCUGUCUAUAGCCGAUGCGACAAAACUAGAAUCUUAUCUCCACUUCCGUGACAUGGCAAAAAUGUCUGGAAAGGAAGUCUCACAGCGUGCAGACUUUAACAAGUCCUUGGACUUCCUUGAUCCCAUCUCUGAUGACAUUCCGCAAGGCUCAUGGAGUAUACAAUCAGAGAGAGGCAGCGGCCUGGUUGUACUACGCAGCCUCAUCUGGUUCGGUCUUACCUUCUACCACAUACCGAACACACCCCAGUAUGGUUUCAUGUACAUGGGCAGUGGAGAGAACAACAAAGACCUGCCAUUCAUGCUGUAAUAAUUUGAGCAAUGUUCAGGAAUUUAAUAAUAUAUAUAACUUUA